GCCCCGAGCAGCUUGCGAUCGUCUCCAGCCUCAGCAGCAUCUUCCCUCUCAGCAGACAGCAGCAGCAUCCCUCCUCAAUCUGCGCAAUGGCCGACGUACCAGCGGAGUGCAACAUAAAAGUGUUGUGUCGGUUUCGUCCUCUGAACCAGUCGGAGAUUUUACGUGGGGACCAGUUUCUUCCCAAAUUCCAAGGAGACGACACCGUCUCUGUUGGGGGAAGGUCCUAUGUGUUUGAUCGCGUGUUUCCAACCAACACCACACAGGAGCAGGUUUACAACACCUGUGCCAAGCAAAUUGUCAAAGAUGUGCUGUGUGGCUACAAUGGCACUAUCUUCGCAUAUGGACAAACCGCCUCCGGGAAGACUCACACCAUGGAGGGUAAGCUGCAUGACCCUCACCAGAUGGGUAUAAUUCCUCGCAUCGCUGAGGAUAUCUUCAAUCACAUCUUUGCCAUGGAUGAAAACCUUGAAUUCCACAUCAAGGUUUCAUACUUUGAAAUCUACAUGGACAAAAUCCGUGAUCUCCUGGAUGUGACGAAAACCAACUUGUCGGUCCACGAGGAUAAGAACAGGGUGCCAUACGUAAAGGGAUGUACUGAGCGCUUUGUCUCCAGCCCGGAUGAAGUUAUGGAUGUGAUCGAUGAGGGAAAAAAUAACCGCCAUGUUGCUGUGACCAACAUGAAUGAGCACAGCUCUCGCAGCCACAGCAUCUUCCUGAUCAACAUCAAACAGGAACACGUGGAGACUGAGCAGAAGCUGUGUGGAAAACUCUACCUGGUGGAUCUGGCUGGGAGUGAGAAGGUCAGUAAGACCGGAGCUGCAGGUUCUGUCCUGGAUGAGGCCAAAAACAUCAACAAGUCUCUGUCAGCUCUUGGAAAUGUCAUUUCUGCCUUGGCUGAAGGCACAAAAACCCAUGUUCCUUACCGUGACAGCAAAAUGACCCGCAUCCUGCAGGACUCACUUGGCGGGAACUGCCGCACCACCAUGUUCAUCUGCUGCUCUCCCUCCAUCUACAACGAAGCUGAGACCAAAUCAACUCUGAUGUUUGGACAACGUGCCAAGACCAUCAGAAACACUGCUUCCAUCAACCUGGAGCUGACAGCAGAGCAGUGGAAGAAGAAGUACGAGAAAGAAAAGGAGAAGAACAAGACCAUGAAAGACACCAUUCAGAGGCUGGAAGCCGAGCUCAACCGCUGGAGAAAUGGAGAGAACGUGCCUGAGACAGAGCGGACCACGCCUGACACGGUGAACCGUUUCGAGCCUGUGGAAGAGCGCCCCAUUUUGGACAAUGACACCUCCUCCAUUGUGGUUCGCAUUUCUGAGGAGGAGCGAAAGAAGUACGAGGAGGAGAUCCGCAAGCUGUACAAGCAGCUGGAUGACAAGGAUGAUGAGAUCAACCUGCAGUGCCAGCUGGUGGAGAAACUGAAGCAGCAGAUGCUGGAUCAGGACGAGCUCCUGGCCUCCUCCAGGGGUGAUGGGGACAAAGUCCAGGCCGAGCUUGGCAGGCUGCAAGUGGAGAGCGAUUGUGCCAAGGCUGAGGUGAAGGAGGUCCUUCAGGCUCUGGAGGAACUGGCCAUCAACUAUGACCAGAAGAGCCAGGAGGUGGAGGAGAAGGGCCUGCAGAACCAGCUGCUGGCUGAUCAACUGGCUCAGAAAAUGGCGAGUCUGAUGGAGCUGGAGGCGGAGCUCUCUCGUAUGCAGGAAGUGAGCGGUCAGCAGAGGAAACGCAUUGCUGACGUCCUCAAUGGGCUCAUGAGGGACCUCAGCGAGUUCAGCACCAUUGUGGGCAACGGGGAGAUAAAGCUGCCGGUGGAGAUAAGCGGUGCCAUUGAGGAGGAGUUCACUGUGGCUCGCCUCUACAUCAGCAAGAUUAAGUCGGAGGUGAAGAGCAUGGUGAAGCGUUGCCGUCAGCUGGAGAACAUGCAGCUGGAGUGCCACCGCAAGAUGGAGGAGACAGGAAGGGAGCUCUCCUCCUGCCAGCUCCUCAUCUCUCAGCAUGAGGCCAAGAUCCGCUCUCUGACGGAGUACAUGCAGAGCGUGGAGCAGAAGAAGAGGCAGCUGGAGGAGAGUCACGACUCCCUGAGCGAAGAGCUGGCCAAACUGCAGGACCAGGAUAAUUCUCUGCUUGAGGAGAAGGACAUGGAGAAGGGGGAGACUGAGGACGGAAAUGGGAAGAAAGCUAUCCGUCAGCAGGGGGAGUCUCACCGAGGCCUCCAUCACAAGCAGCUGGCCCGCCUGCGGGAUGAGAUCAAUGAGAAGCAGAGGAUCAUCGACGAACUUACCGAUCGCAACUCCAAGCUGGAGCUGGAGUUGGCUCAGGUGCGGGCUGACUUUGAGCGCCUGAAGAGUCAGGACAGCACCAAGAGUGAGCGUCUGGAGGAGCUCUCAUUCCUGCAUGAGCGCCAUGAGCAGACCAAACAGGACUUGAAGGGUCUGGAGGAGACUGUCGCCCGCGAACUCCAGACCCUCCACAACCUGCGCAAGCUGUUCGUUCAAGACCUCACGUCGCGGGUUAAAAAAAGUUCCGAAAUGGAACCUGAUGAUAGCGGGGGGUCUUGCACCCAGAAGCAGAAGAUUUCCUUUCUUGAGAAUAACUUGGACCAACUUACAAAAGUUCACAAACAGCUGGUUCGUGACAAUGCAGAUCUGCGUUGUGAGCUUCCAAAGCUGGAGAAACGUCUUCGGUCUACUGCUGAGAGAGUUAAGGCCCUGGAGACUGCACUGAGAGAUGCCAAAGAAGGCGCCAUGAUGGACCGCCGCCGCUACCAGCAGGAGGUUGACCGCAUCAAAGAUGCCAUGAGGGCCAAGAGUGCUUCAAGGCGCCCCCAUGCAGCUCAGAUUGCUAAACCCGUGAGACCAAAGCAGCUGCCUGUCUGCUCUCCAACAAACCCGUUCUACGCCUACAUCCGUGCCACCGAGCAAGGCAACGCCUUCAGCAACGCCCUCUUUCGGAGUAACGCAACACAACAGAGCAGCCCCAGCGUCAACUGCAACCCCAACUCUGUUCAGAGCAACACAGUUUCCACAGCACUGGGCUACAGAGCAGGAAGAUAUAACGGAGACAUAUUAGAGUCCUACCCACUCAACAUUGACAACGGCAACAGCAUCAGCGAAACCAGAGACAUAAACGAUAACAGGAGUGAUGCUCACUGUGGCAGUGAGGUGGAUGACUCAAACAGACACUACAUCAUUCAGCAGGAGACCGCUGCAAAAGACGACCAAAAACUGUACCUUUACAAGGACCCCCCCCCCUUCUAUUUGCAUGCAGCCCUUCUCCCUGUCUUUCACUGCAUCACCACUGAAGAUGACGAUGAAGAUUUGUAGCUCUCUAGUCUUCUAGUUAGAUGAAACCCAUCCUGCUCUUAUACUGACCGGUCUUGUGCUCAGAUUUGGGAUUCAGUCCUUUCCAGUUCAGUCGGUACUAAAAAAAAGAGUUGAAUCUUUUGUUCGUUUAAGUAGCUCAUCUAAAUGAUCACAUGGAUCCAGCAGCCAGUGAGUGAGUCACCAGAUAUCAUUGAUCACCUCCCGAAGUGGCUGAGCUGAAAGGGAGCUGACCCCAUUCCUGAACGCUUGGCACACAUGUUGUAUAUAAUAGUGCUGUAUACUCCAGUAGAGGUUUUUGACCAGCAACUGUUUGUGUGAAUGCACAGCUUCCUCCGUCCCAUACACGUAUUUAUUUUUAAGGGCAUCAUGUGGGUGACAUACUGUGAGCAGUCAUGACCUUAAUCUAUGUCAUAAAUAAGAGUGUAUAGUGUGUAACACCAGCUUGUAAGAGAAGCCCCACACUCUUCAUGCAUGUUGCUUAGCGGGUAGGCUUUCAAACCUGUGCAUGUGUCAUGAUUCCGCCCUGGGCCUGGUAUGCUGUGAGUGAAGUUUGAGGGACUUCAACAGAUGCCAGAAAAAGCGAGAGAUGGUUUCCCUUUAUCAUGAUUCUUUCCUCAAUGCUGCGCAUUUUCAUAUUUAAAGUACUUUUGAAAGCAGUUCUUAGUAGAUUAAUAAACGCAGAAAAAACAAAGCAACAUCUGGAUUUCCUUUUAGUGCAAUGAGAUGUAAUGAAAGUAAAGGAAACCCAACUCAGACUUUCAGUCAAGUCGAGGUAACACUUUGUCAUUGUUUUAAUGCUGUGAUGUUGCAGCUUUAUGAUGCCGCUGUACAUUCCUUGCAUUGCGGACACCCCUUUUGAGUCUUUUUACUAAGCCUUAACUUGAACUGAUAUCUCACAAUCAAAUUAUCAUGCUGUCCUUUGCAAACAUUUGUAAUUACUACCUCUAGAGCAGCCUAUUGUAUACGCUUCUUACAGUAUACACAUAUAUCAUCCUGUCAAAUAAGAACUGAUCUAAGAGUUUCUACAGCUGCAGCUUUACAGUACUAGAACCUGCUCAAAUAUUCAAAUGCUCUAUUCGGAGCUGUAGUUAUCUUCUUCUGCAGUUUCAUCUCUACAUCUUUUCAUUCUCCAUCACAUUACUGGAGCUUGACAAAAAAAAAUGGGCUUGUUAAAAUGUCACAGAGAGCCAGAGUAACAGAGGUCCUUAAACUUUAAUCUUUUGCCACCAAAUUUAAAGUGAAACAUUUGUUUACUGGCAGGAGAAAAUAAUUGUUUUAAGGCUGUAUGUUGGUGGUCCAGUGGUUUUGUUUCAGGUGAUUCAGGAGUGCACCCAGCUGAACAGCCACCAGUCUGGGACACUGACAAAAGCUUGGAACUGAUCUUCGAGUCAUGCUGCUAUUCCUCUGUGACAAAUCCUGAUCAGCCAAUCAGGAUAGAGAAAAGCGGCACGUCAGAGGAGGGCAGAAUAUGAAAGCUUUGUUUGCUCCUGAAUCACUGAAUCUUUGGAAAGUAUGGACCUAAAACAUGUAGUUUGUAUUUUCGAUCAUGUUUUGCCUGCAUGCUAAAGAGUGAAAACAAAGUUGCUGCUGAGUUUGUUUUUUAUCUUAAGUAUUUAAAAUGGAUUUGAUCUAGCUCUUUAAAGCGAUUCAACAUCUCUGACAGUUUUAGACUUUUAAUUCCCAAAUUUCAAACUAUAAAAAAGGUUUGAAAUGGUAUAAAAACCUUGGUUUGUCAACUGUCUUAUCUGGACCUGUUCUCAGUGGAAAUUAGCCCAGUGGGACCCCAGCUUGAAAGGUGUGAGACCCUCUUCAUUGACAUGACCCCUUAACAUUUAACACAUUUAAAACAGCGCCACUGGGCCUGAUGCUCUAACUGGCAUUAACAACAUCUCAGGGCUUGACAUUCACUCAUUACACCCACGUGCCACCACCAUUGUCUUCCUCCUAAACUAUGUGAUUGCUAAUGAACAAUCAGGUCAGUGUAUUGUUUUAAGGCUAAGAAAAAGAAUGGUAUGACUUAUGAAAAUAACACAAAAGUUGUACAUAUAUAUACCAUAACAUCUUUAUCCUAACAUAAGACCUCUGAGCUGAAGAAACCCCUCAGCAGCACCUGGUCAGACCCUUCUGUACAUGUGCAAACAGACCCUCUAUUUGAUGUCAUAUUUUGAUUUCCAGAAAUCUGAAUUGGGGGGGAGUGUGUACUAUCCUGUCACCUGCUGUAUCACUGUCGGAUUUUAACAUAUCUGAAAUACAUAUGCUAUAUAUUGUUAAUCUUGUAAGUAAAAUGGCGUGCCAUGAUACAGUAAGAUGCACGCUAACUUUGUCCAGAGAAAUGCUUCUUUUAUUUAUCUCUGUAUGCUUACUCUGUAGCGUCUACUUGAUUAUGUGAAGAAUCACCUUGCAGAAUUUCUGUAUAUAUAGGCUCAUCGCUAUGCUGUACUGUAUGUGAACCUCUGUGUUGUAGUAAAAAGUUCAAUAAACUUGUAAAAAGGAG
This is a messenger RNA of Menidia menidia (Atlantic silverside), 5817 nucleotides long. NCBI's taxonomy places the organism in Eukaryota, Metazoa, Chordata, Actinopteri, Atheriniformes, Atherinopsidae. The record is from the annotation of a GenBank genome assembly.